AUGGACACUGACGGAUCGAGGGCCAAUUCCACAUUAGGCUCAGUCGUCAGUGAUGGCAGCACUAAAUAUGCUCACAGCAGUCCAAUUUUACAAUCAAAUAGAAUUCAAUCCUUCAACGAUAUUGGCUCAAACUCAAUGGGCAAAAUGGACGCGCCGACCUCGCGACCGUGUGCUAUAAUCGGACCUGAUAGAGUGCUGCCAUCCAACGCUGGUGAUGUUUAUUUAAAAAAAACAGUUGCUCCUUGGCCAUGUCCAGAAAAUGUUUAUCGCCAUACAACUGAUUACCAAAGUAAGCUACCUGAAUAUCAACCAAACAGAAACAUAUCACCAAGACAGACAUUCCAAGAGAAUAUGCAGCGCAUAAUGGUCCCGCCUACUUAUAGUUCAAUAAAAAUACCUGAGGAAUCGAGCUCAAAAAAUACCAAAUUAAAUAUGCCUCACGAGGCUAAAUACUGUGAUGUGCCUUAUAAUAAUUCUGUGAAUAAUGAACUUAAAAGUGUAAGAAAUCCUGACAUUCCUAUAACAAACAUGAACCCUGCUUUUGGCAGAAGUGUGCCGCCAUAUGGUUGGCCUCCUGGUGUAAAUGUGCGACCCUUGCGACCUUAUGGUGCUCCUGAUUUCUAUCAGUAUUCAGAAUAUCCCAGUUGUGCUGGAACAAGACCGACGCUUCGUCAACAUCAAGCACUGAAUGGAGAAUCUACACAAAUGUUUCCUGAUCAUCUAUACCAAGAUUCAAAUAUCCGUUUUAAGCCAUAUCCAUUGGCUAAGGAACGGCAUCCACAAGUAAGGUAUGAUUACAUAAAUAAUUAUCCUAGUUCAUUUCACCCAUCAAACCCAUUCCCACCUCAUAGAUAUGACUUACAGAAGUCAAUUCAUGGCCAUCCGUAUCCUGUAUAUCCCCAAAUACCAGUAAAGUACUUAGACAGAAGAAUCCAUGAGCCUAUACCAGAUUCCUAUCAGAGGUCUUCUAAUACACCAAAUUUUAUGGCAUACAGAAAUCAACCUGUUGCUCCUCCAUAUGGUCCAUUAUCAGGUAACUGUAUUCAAAAUAAGCCAUAUCCUCUUGAUGGCUCUUCAAAGCCUAAUAAUAAAAUACAUUUUGAGCCGAAUAGUAAAGUAUAUGUUGAUCUUGAACCAAAACAUAACAAAGGUUAUCCUAUUCCUGAUAACAUUUAUUUAAAUGAGAUGAAUCACCAUCAAUCUUUGAGGGGUGAUAUAUUGCUACCUCCUAAUUCUACACUGAGUAUGCAUACGGUACCCCAACACGCGAUCUAUAGAAAAGAUAAUGCAUAUCCCAAAAACUUUGAAUACAAUAUACAAUAUAGGAAUCUUGAUCAGCCCAUGAAUAAUUCACUACCUAGAUUCCCAUUACAAUAUUCACCAAACACGUUAGCCAUAUCGCCCUCAGAUUCAAACACUAGCAAUGAUACAGCGCUAACUUUAGGCGCACCUCAAGAGGACUGUGGUUAUGUUAGUCAAUCUUCAACUACAAGUGUAAGAAGUUUAGAUUCUUACAAUAUACAAGCCACAAACGACACUUUAAGAAGACAUAACUAUAACAAUUAUGGUAUACAGAGAAACAACGGAAAAGAAAUGAUAUCUAAAAGAAAAAGUAGUACUUCUGAUAAAAAAAAUAUUAAUGUUAGACAGUUUUUACAAAUGUGGAACGAAGGAGAUGACGAUAUUAGUGAAACCAAUAAAGAAACUGUGACAUCAAAUGAUUCUACUAAGAAUGAUGAGGAACAACUUUAUGUGCUAGGUUUAGUUAAUGUUCCUAGUGACGAAAUCGGAAAGUAUGAGCAUAUUCAAAAAAUUUCAAAAUUGCCGGAAAAUAUUAAAGGCUACAAUAGCUUGGAGCUAUUAAAUCAGUAUGAAGAACUUUUAGAACCUUCAAAUACCGAUAAAUUUACGUCUAAGCCAAUAAUGACGAGACAAUGUAACCUUCCGCUAAGAAAUAUAAUAAAUAAGGAACAUAUAACAGUUCCUCGUCCGAUAUCGCCGUUAGAUGUUGAAGCAAAAAUAAGUCAAUCUGUAAUUCACAAAGAAGUAGGUUGUAAUUUCGAAAUUAAACCUUGUAGUCCUGAAAUGUUAAAUGUCGAAGUAGCGACGCCAGUACAAAAUAUAUUGGGUGAAAGAUCAAUAGAAAAAAUCGUUAAUCCAGUCAUAACACAUUCACCGUUAUUGCAUGUCGAUGAGAGUGAUAUAAAAACUUCAAAUAUUAUUAAAAAUACGAGUUGCAACAUGACAAAUCACCCGUUCACAACAGAACCGGCCAACGGCAAUAUAAAGGCUAAUCAUUACAGUACACAAGAUCUUGAAACCAAUUCUGGUGUAUGCUUAGCGUCUUUACCGCAACUUGACAAUGAUUUGGAACUAAAUUUCCCUGAAAUUAACCAACAGUUUAUUAAUGCAAACAAAAAAGUAUCAAAUGCUAUUACGUCUCCAAAAAUUUCAAGUUUUGUAGAUACAGACACGAAAUCUAAUCAAUUAAAUGAAAAAUCCGCUCAUCAGCAGAUAAAUUUAUUGUCUCCUCGCAAUGCUUCCAAUACAGAGAAAGAAGUUUCAAAGCUAAGUAAAUACAGGAAAAACAAAAAAGUAGAACCGUCUACUCCUUCUCCUAAUGAUUUUGCGAAAACAAUUAUCUCCCCUAUCACAACGCAGAGAAUAGACAGUGUUAUAAUAAAGAAUCCCGAAAAUAUAAAAUUACAGGAAAUUCAAUCUAAUACAAGUUACGGUUUAAACACUUUACUUGAAGAUCAUAAUGACACUUUUGAUAACAAUAACCUUUCUUUAGAAAAAGCGAUUGAUUUUAGUUUAAAUAAGAUCGAUGUCGAUGUACCUAUAGAAAAUACCGUACUUAAUAAUAUGAAUUGUACGGACAAUCCUAUAGCAGAAGAACAUUGUGACGCAAAUACAACUUGCAACAAUGUAAGUGCGGAAGUUAUAUUAAAUAAAAAUGAGUUUACAUUAGGACUUGACAAUAAUCCUGAAGAUAAAAAUGAUCAAGCUACAACAACACAUGAAAAUAUAACUGAAAAUCAUAAAGAUAUGUCUACAUUACUACAGAGUUCACAUGAAGAAAAUAAACAUACAACAAUAAUGUCUGUCAAUAAUGAUAAGCAUGAGGAUAAGUUUUCAAGAAAAAUCCUUCAAAAUAUUGGUUAUGAAGACCGAGAUGAGCCCGUUACAACAUCAGAAACUGUAUCAGAAAACUUUCCAAUAAAACAAGAUAUAUUUCCACUUAAUCUUCAACAAGAAACUGAAGAUCAAACUCAUAUCAAACAUAACGAAAAUAUUUUCUCCUAUCAAGAAAAUAUUGUUGAAUGUGUAAAAGCGGAACAAGAUGAGUUUUCAAAUGCUUGUGAAUUUCCAAACUCAACUCAUAACAAUAGUUUCGAAGAAAUUUUAUCUGAAAAAUCUAAGGAUAGUCCUAUGGAACAACAUUUUAGCAAUUUAAUUGAUGAUAAUGCCUCCAAAACUGAAUAUCCGAUAUUGAGUGUGAUACAUAGUCUACAAACUAGAGAUGAAGUUUCUAUAAUUCCUGAUAUACAAUCAACUAACAAUGAGUUUAACAAAUCCGUCAUAAAUCAAAGUGAAAUACAAACAUCGAAUAUUACUAUGCAAAAAGUAUCAGAUGCUGCAGGCGUCAUUUCGAACAUUUCCUUACCAAUAUUAGACACCUCAGAAAAAGACAAUGAAUUUUUCGAUAGUAUCACGAACAGUGAAAUUGAAAAAAAUGAAAAGAUAACAACUGUAUCUGAUACACAUGAGAAUAUCAAUACGGGCGAUGAGGAUAAAUUGACUCAAACCAAAGAAAAACUAGACGUGUGUGUUCAACAAAACGAGGAUAAUGAAGCGUCUAUUAUUUCAGCUGACACUAAUUUAACACAAGCAACUGAUGAAUUAGAUAACGAUAUACCCGACCAUCCUGAAUUCAACAUAAAAGAAAACAAUACUGAUAUCGAACAUAUCUCAAAUUCACCUUCCAGCACUGAGUCAAUCGAACCCAGAGACCAAAACUUUUACGUCGAAAUUCAACAUUUCCACAAGAAUGAAGAAAAUUUUAAUCCUAUAGAAGAUGAUACUCAGGUGAAUCGGACAGAACCAAAUGGCAGUUGUGAAGUGAAAAGGCUGGACACAAAUUUACUCGAACACUUUGAGUCCGAGAAAUUACUUGAUCCACAACAAUUUAAUGAUGUUUUCAAUAACAAUGAAAAAGUAACGGAUGGUGAAGAUUUGCCGUCCAUUUCUUUAGAGAUACAAACAGAUAAUAAAAUAAGCACUAACAUAGAUCCUAUAAUAAAUGAAACUCCUACGCUUAAUAGGGGUGAUUUACUCAAUUAUGUUGAAGAAAAAACUAUAGAAGAUAAAUCAGAAAAUGAUAUGAGUUCCUCAAAAUCUAACAUCGCUCAAAAUGAACGUGAGCUGAAUAAAAAUGAGUCCGAUAUCGAUUUAAAUUGUGAAGAACGUUCUAUUAAUAACAAUACCAUAUUAAAUGAAACAAAAAAUAUAAACAUUGAUACUGAAAUGAGUAUUGAUGAUCGAAGUAAAUUUGGUUGUACACAAAUUUGUACUAAUAACAAUGUUGAAACAAAGAGCAGUGGUGCUUUUUAUCCUAAAAGUGUAAAAAAAUAUAAGAAUCUAUUUUCUCCUUGGCUACAAAAACUAAUUAUGCAUACUGAAGGAACUUGCGUGACCAAUAAGGAAAUACGAAGUGAAGAAAGAUUUAUUGGAGAUGGGGAUGAAUUUCAGGCUAUACCAAAAUCGGUUGAAAACAAAGAAGAUAUUAAUGUAAAUGAAGACUUAGAACAUCACUUAAAAGAAGACAUAUCUGUUAAUGAAAAUUAUAUCCAAGAAAAUAUUAUUGAUACGAAUGACACUACUUUAGUACUUAUAUUAUCCUCGGAAAAUCCAAAGGAUGACUUGAAAUCUGUUGAUGAUAUCAAAAAGUGUGUUGAUACAGCACCAAAUGAGACAUUAGGUCCAAAAUUUGAAAAAAGUUCGGAAAAUGAAAUGGAAGUUCCUACAAAACUUAAUAAUAGGACACAGUUCUUUGGGAAUAAACCUAAGAAAAUAUUAAAAAGAUCCCUUUCUGAAUCAGCCAUAGAUAACAGGACUGAUGCGGAUUCAAACCUGUUAACACCUAGUAAAAAGAGGAAAGUAAACAAUAUCCUUGAAUCAAAUAUAACAGCAGAGGAUUUGUGCAACAUAGUUCAGAAUAACAGAAGAAAUUCAAUAUCAACAUUUUAUAACGAAGAAAGUGUAUAUAUUUUGAUAGACAAUGAUCUAAUAAUUACAGAAGAAAACGAAGAGUCAGAUAAAAUAUGUUUCGCUGAUAGUGAUGUAUGUAUCCCCCAUGAAGAAAAUGAACCAGUGUUUGAGCAGACAGACAAUACUAUUGAAAAUGAUGAUUAUAUUAAUGGGUUCCAAGACGAUGACGAAAAAAACACAGAAGAAUCGUGGUACGAAGAUGUAGCAUGUAUAGAAACAGUAUUUAGUGACGAUGUAGCCGAAGAUAUUACAAUAGAUGAAAAUAAAUCUCCAAAAAUAGCAACUGAAGAAGAUAGUGAACACGAUGACUCACAUAUCUUUGAAGAAAUGCGAGAAUGUGAACAUAUCAAUAAAAUCCGUAAUAUAUAUGGUGAUUCUAAUGAAAAUAUACAGUUAUUAGAAACAUUGUACAGAACACCACAUAUGGAUAUUAACAAAAGUCUAGUUGAUAUAGAAUCUCAUAAUUUAGAAGCUUGUUUUUUACAAGAAGAAACUUCACCAACACAUGGUCAUGAUGAGGACACAAACAAGUUAGAGAACUUUCAUUUGCGUCAACGCAAUUGUUUAGUCGACGAUAAAGAAAAUCUUUCAAAUGAUUCAAUUGUAGAGACUAAUAAUAUGAAAACAUACGGCGACGUUAAAGAGAAUAAGGUUAAGGUUUUAUUUUCCGAUGAUAAAAGUCUCGAUGAGCGUUUCUUCAAUUCUUGUGAAAGUAGCAAUGAUAAUUUUAUUUCAAAUAUCCAAAAAGAUAAUUCACAUUAUUCGUAUUCAAGUUCCCCUGAAGUAUCUUCCACAACGUCUGAAGAAAAAGGCAUACUAUUGAAAAUAACUAACUAUAACGGAUCCAGGUCCUCUCAGAUAAACGAAAUGCCUGAUGACAUGAACAAAAUCAGUUACAAACUUACUGAGAAUCAAGAAUAUCGAAGUUACAAAUCAAACUUCAGUUCCUCGAGAACAUUGAUUACCAAAGCAGCUCAGAAAUACAUACCACCAUUAAAAGAAACUGUUGGUGAUUUAAAAGUCAAAUUACCAUUGCCUCAACACCACCUCAACAAACUUAAGCAGCUUAAAAUUUCAAAGAUUGAACCAAAGAUCACUGAAAACAUUAUUAGAUAUAAAAAUAGAAAUCUAAAAGUAGACAUACCAAAAAAAGUCAAACCAAAAUUCGAGGAUGUCCUUAAGAGUAUAGACGAGAUACAAUUUAAGAAAAGGAAAGAUAAAGUUAAAAAAGGUAAAAGUGAAAUACCAAAAGUGGUUAUAAAGAAAGGCGAAGAUGGGGCGCACUACACUAGUAGUAAACCGAUGAAUAAUGAAGUGUACAAUCCAGAUCUAACCGGAAGGAAAUGGCAACCCUGGGUGUUUCUGGAAAAGAAUAAUUUCAUUGAUAGGAUGGCAAUCAAAAAGAAACAAAAAGCCAUAUAUUGUCAUAGAAAAAAGACGUAUAUCCUAGCUGACAAAUUUCGUAAAUAUAAAUCGGUUUAUAACGCCAAAUUCGUAAUCACACAACCAAAAUCGAGUACCACAAAUGGUAAUUUAAAAUACACUAUCAGAUUACAACACAAAUGA
Messenger RNA from Danaus chrysippus (African queen), 6837 nucleotides. NCBI's taxonomy places the organism in Eukaryota, Metazoa, Arthropoda, Insecta, Lepidoptera, Nymphalidae. The record is from the annotation of a GenBank genome assembly.